Messenger RNA from Vitis riparia (riverbank grape), 1594 nucleotides. RefSeq names its product putative methylesterase 14, chloroplastic. Gene Ontology annotation, biological process: salicylic acid metabolic process; jasmonic acid metabolic process. Bases 229 to 1266 code for a protein of 345 amino acids. The transcript is spliced from 5 exons. Lineage: Eukaryota; Viridiplantae; Streptophyta; Magnoliopsida; Vitales; Vitaceae. Gene Ontology annotation, molecular function: methyl indole-3-acetate esterase activity; methyl salicylate esterase activity; methyl jasmonate esterase activity. The record is from RefSeq and is a predicted model, not a curated record.
UCCCACAGAUUUUCCAAUCAAAACCCUCUGUUACCUACCCUAUUAUCUUUAUUUUUCUCAAUAAUCCAAAAUUUUCCCAACAAAAUUUGAAAAAUAGAGGAAUCUUGAUGUCUGGAAAGAAAAAGAAAACUGCAUUGACCAGAGCUUCAGUUUCCAUGACGAUCUUCUGAUUUUGGGAGUUUCCCUGGAAAAUAGUGGUGGGUUUUGUGCGAAAUUGGAUUUGGAGAAAUGGGUAACAAGUUCAUUUGCAUGACAAAGAAAGAUGGAAGGGAGAAUGGGUCAAAGAGCAAGAGGGUUGGGAGGUCUCAGAGGAAAAUGCUGGAUGAGGAGGAGUUCUUGCACAGGCAAGCUUUGUCAAUGGCAAUUCAGCAGCACCAGUUGUCCCAGAGGUUUGACGGGUCCAUGUCUAGGCGAAUUGGGUCGACUAGCUCGCGGCGCCACACCCUCUCCGAUCCGUUUUCUAAUGGAAAACAGGGACCAGAUAUUUUGGAGAAUGUUAAAACAAAAAAAUUUGUUCUGGUACAUGGAGAAGGAUUUGGAGCAUGGUCUUGGUAUAAAACUAUUGCUCUGUUAGAGGAAGUGGGUUUGGCUCCAACUGCCUUAGAUCUUAGGGGAUCUGGUAUUGAUCGGGCAGACACAAAUAGUGUCACUACAUUGGCAAACUAUUCAAAACCACUGACUGAUUAUCUAGAAAACCUUCCAGAGGAUGAAAAGGUUAUUUUGGUUGGUCACAGUAGUGGAGGCGCAUCUGUUUCAUAUGCUUUGGAGCAUUUCUCACAGAAGAUCUCAAAAGCAGUUUUUCUUUGUGCUACAAUGGUGUCUGAUGGGCAGAGGCCUUUUGAUGUGUUUGCUGAAGAGCUUGGGUCUUCGGAACUUUUCUUGAAGGAAUCAGAGUUUUUAAUUUAUGGGAAUGGCAAAGAUGAGCCUCCUACUGCAUUCAUGUUUGGGAACUUGCAACUUAAGGGGUUAUAUUUCAACCAAACCCCAACAAAGGAUGUUGCUCUGGCAACAGUUUCCAUGAGACCCAUCCCUCUGGGGCCUAUCAUGGAGAAGCUGUCCCUUUCCCCUGAAAACUAUGGAAAAGGCCGCCGGUUCUUCAUCCAGACGCUGGACGAUCGUGCACUUUCACCAGAUGUCCAAGAAAAGCUAGUGAGGGAGAACCCACCUGAAGGAGUCUUCAAGAUCAAAGGUAGUGAUCACUGCCCAUUCUUCUCAAAGCCACAGUCCCUGCACAAAAUUUUACUUGAAAUUGCUCAAAUCCCAUAACCAUACAUCUCCAUAAACAUCAGGGCAGUUUUUUUUUUCUUCUUAAGGAGAAGCAGGGUAGUUGUUGGUUACUCACAUGGCCUGACAACAAGGAAGGCCCUUCUUGUAUGUAGAAAAUGCAGUGAUCUGACUGAAGUAUGCCAUUUCUUUCAUUUUGUUUCAAAACAUGGAUUAUAUAUAUAGGAUCUUUCAUUUUCUUUCAAAACAUGGAUUAUAUAUAUAGGAAAUAGGGUAAUCGACUUAUUCUCCGAACGAAUCAAUGUCAUAUUAAACAUAGCUGGUAAAGAUUAAAGUUGAUGUUCAUAAGCUUGUCAGCUAUUAUUGUUCA